CGGAUUGACAAAGAAAUUAUCGGUAGGUAGACGUGGUCUCAACAUAGACGAAGACCACGGAAAGCGUGGAUUUACCUUGACGCGGGUUCUACGUACGCGUACGAUGGAAAUGCUGUUAAACUAUUUUGGAGUAGGAAAACUACGGAAGUUGACAAUAGAAAUUAAGAUCCGGAUUUCACUGAUAGAGAUUACGAUGAAGGUUACUUACAGUGCAGGAAAAAAGUCCAAGACAGGAAAGAUGCCAAGGCUUAUAUAAACUCGUGAUAAUGAAAUGUUUUAGUUACAUAACCAUAAAUAGGUACCUAUUCUCAAUUGUCCGAUUAAAAACAUCGCUUAAGAUAAAAGGUUAAAAUGUCACGUGAACAUGUUAGGUGGUCACUGCAAGAAUCAAUUGUUCAUUGUAUCGUGCUGGGCUGAACGGGAUACAAAAUGAGGAUCCUUCCAUUCAUCUGUCUCCUAGUCGGGUGCUGCUUCGCCGCCCCCAGCGACUCCAAAGAGUCCAAGGCCCCUGACACCCUCAUCAUCAACAACUUCCUCAAAGAAGAAUAUGUCAUCUACACUUCCAAGCAUGAUAUUGUCAAAAUUUUCGCUCCCCUGAACCAGUUUCCCAAACACGACUUUUGGUCAGAAUGGACUACUGUUCAUGGCGACAGCAGCAGCAGUGAAGAGGCACCCGCGCACCCACGUCAACUCUUCAUUGUUGAAGCUGAUAUCAGCAACGGAAAACAAACAGAGCAAGGACUGUAUGUGUACAACAAUGGCACAGUUACUAAACUGCUCGACAACGGCAGAGAUGCCGUCGCUAACAACGAAAACGUAAUUUACUUCGGGGCUAGUGAUGGUAUUUAUAAGUACAAUGAAGCUGCUAACAAGGCUGAAAAACAUGGCUCCGUCACUGAUAACAUUGUACAAUUAGCGUUCUAUAAUUUUACAGAUUCCAUUUACUAUGUAACUUCAAAUCAUGAAGUGUUUAAGCUUAACGCUGAAGCUACUUCUAGCGAAAAAGUAUCUCAACUCAAAGAUGUGCAAUCUUUAGUUUUUGGUUUCGAUAGAAAAGCAUAUUACUACGAUUCUAAAAAGGAUGUCUACGUCUAUGAUCAUGAAAACAACGUCGCACCUAGGAAAAUUGAAGGUUUGCCGGCUAAGAUUGAUAGCAUCGCGCUAUUUUCUCCGUUAUUGGGUAUGGAAGAAGGCGCGAAUUUGCUUCUAAAUAAUGUUGUGUACUUGAUCAAACCUGACGCCACCGCUAGCAUUACUAAAUCCAGAGUGGAAGGACAACCAACUGCCUACGAACCUAAACCAACCUGUCAUCAAUUUUACGCUCAAAACAAGAAACUAUAUGAAAUAGACGUCAUGGGUCUUUUGAUGCAAAUGGGGGCUCCCGGAGUUUUCUCUGAGAAUCAUAACCAUUAAUAUUGAACAAUACAUGUUUUUGUGAAUUAAAGAUUGUCUACAGGUGUAACAGUAAACUGUAUUUCGUUAGUAAAUCUGUAAUUAUUUUA
This is a messenger RNA of Cydia pomonella (codling moth), 1502 nucleotides long. RefSeq lists its product as uncharacterized. NCBI's taxonomy places the organism in Eukaryota, Metazoa, Arthropoda, Insecta, Lepidoptera, Tortricidae. The record is from RefSeq and is a predicted model, not a curated record. The transcript is spliced from 3 exons. Bases 430 to 1413 code for a protein of 327 amino acids.